AGAGGAGGGCAGCGUUUGCGGUCGACACAAAUUUAGGCGGGCAUCUGGGCCGGCUAGUAUUACCACUACCAUUGCUGUUGAAAUCGUGGAACUGCAGCCGUUGAGACUGCUGCUUUCCUUUCUACUCCUUCUCGACGUCGCUUUGUCUAGUUGUUUGUUUGUAUUUUUCAUAAUUACCCCCGAUGAGUCGGAACCACCGGUCAGAUCGAAAGGAGCGCCGCCGCAGUCACCGCGACCGCGACACUCACCGCGACCGUGACCGUGACCGUGAUCGUGACCAUGAUCGCAAGCGCCACCGCAGCCGCAGCCCUGAUCACAAGCGCACGCGCAGCCGCCCCUCAGAGCACCGCAAGCGCAGCAACAAGCGUCGGUCCUCCUCGAAUCCCGAGAAGCCGCCGGUCCCGCGCGACUUUCACUGCCACAUCUGCGGCAAGAACCAUUGGACGAUCGACUGCGAACUGUUAAAGCAGCACCCAGGCAACUACCCCAUGAUGGACGCGGAACUCGGCUGCUGGCAGUGCGCGCAGCGCGGUCACAACGCCUCGCAGUGCCGGAUAAAGAGGUAUUUGUGCCGCGAUUGUGGCGGCAUGCACGACACGCGCGACUGUGUCUACUCGCACAUCGGUGAGGACUGGUACGAGUUCUACGACUCCAGCACGCGGCACGUGUACUACGUCAACUCUGAUGAGUCGGAGGUGCAAUGGGGUCCGCCGACGCAUCAGCUGGACACCGUCUACUGGUACUGCUCACACUGCAAAGUUAUGAUUCCGGCGAAGCACCGGGAGUGUUUGUUGUGCCACGCAAUUCGUCCGACCUCAAAGGCGGAAGCCGCGGACCCGACUGAUUCUGAUUCAGACGCGGGUGGCGACAGCAGCAGCAGCAGUAGCAGUAGUACGAGCACCAGUAGCAGCAGCAGCAGCAGCAGCAGUCUUAGCGGUUGGAGUUCAGUUAGCAGCAGCAGCGAUGACUCCGACGGCGACAAUGAUGAUGACACGAUCGGUCAGAGUUCUACCAAGAAGGAUAAGACAGAGCUCUCCAAAUGCGCAUAG
Messenger RNA from Leptomonas pyrrhocoris, 1049 nucleotides. RefSeq lists its product as hypothetical. NCBI's taxonomy places the organism in Eukaryota, Euglenozoa, Kinetoplastea, Trypanosomatida, Trypanosomatidae. The transcript has a single exon. The coding region runs from base 183 to 1049 and encodes 288 amino acids. Gene Ontology annotation, molecular function: mRNA binding; protein binding; zinc ion binding. The record is from RefSeq and is a predicted model, not a curated record.